UUCUAUUAUUUAAAAAUGCCUUUAAAUCUAAAGUUCAGGUAUACCCCCAACAACGAUUUUCAUCGCCAAAAAUACGAAUUUUGAUUGAUAAGAGAUGCACAAUGUAGAUAACAAUUGGGAUCAAAAUUUGCUAAACAAUUGCAAACCGAACAUCCUGCACGCUCUUAUCGUAACGGUUUCUUUGUUAAAAAAUGCAAUAUGGCGCGCUAGCGUAACCGUAGCUCCUCCGCAGCCUGCUGCUGUUCAAAGGAUGCUUGGAUUUGAAUUCACCUAUCGGUUAGUUCAACCUAGUCGCUCCAUCGGGAAGGAACCACAGUUUAAGCUUAUUUGCAAAUUCUUAAUCAGUAAAUUUAUAAUACAUCCAUCCUUACCUAGUAAAAACAGCUUAAAGCAUGAUGUCGUCUAGCAUUGAGGAUUUCUUCAAGGAUGUUGAGGAAAGCAACCAAUCCUUCUCCAGCACUCCGAGCAGUAUCCUGCUGCCCUCCGAUUUGGCCUCAAACCUGGAUGAAAGCUCCUCCGACCAGCUGCAGUUAGAAUCACUCGCCUGGGAUGAGAAUAUUGUCGAGCUGUUUAACGAAUUUGCCGACAAUAACGACACAAAAGAGGAGCACCAAAACAACCAGCAAACUGUUGCAGUAAACGCCACUUCCACUACCGUUCACAACGAUUGUUCACAGGAAAGAUCACUAAAACCAGCAAACGCAUUCCUAUUUGAGGACGAUUUACUUGAAACAGCCACACAAAAGCAGAAAAAUGAACACGCGCCGUACGAAACUCAUUGUUUUGUGCCUUCAAGUACGGAAAAUAUCAAACACAGUCCAUCACAGCCUGCUGCUGCUUCACAGCACAGCCCACACGGCAUAGCAACGGGCCACCACACGCAUACCGAGCAGCGCGCACUCGAUAACGACUGGAACACGCACACACAGUACAGUGCGGACCGGUUGGUGGACGGUUGGGAAGAUUCCGGGUUUGACGAAAGCACGAAAUCAGCGCAGGCAGAGGGACCGCUGUCAGCGCCGCUACUACCGGAGGAAGAGGAGGGAAGCCAACUGUCCGAACGGCAUCGCGAGAUACAGACGAAAAUAGUCGACCUGCUGCAGCAAAUCGAACGCUGCGUUACCGAAGGCAUCCCGCUGCCAAUCCGGCGUAGUAAGGCACGCUGGGAAACGUGCAAGAUCGAGAACGGAAUUCUCCAAACGAUCGAACCCUCGCAGGACGGACGAACGAUCCGGCCGUGGAACACACGGCGCCUACAGCUGAUGGUGCAGCUGUUGGCCACCAUCUACCAGCUGCUUACUACCGGCUCGAGCUGCACGAAGCGGGAGCUUUACUAUCUGCACCUGGAGCUAGCGCAAACACCGGCCUAUACGUACGCUACGCUCGAGGACGUCUGUGCGCUGCUCGAUGCCGACCCGUGGGAGCUGCACGUGUACAACACCUCGAAAGGGUUGAUCGCGGGCCCGAUAGUACUCACGCUGAGCGAUGGACAGCGGAUCGAUUGCAAUGGUCGAUGGGGCACGGCAGUGCCGCUGGAUGUCGGGAGCGUGACGGAGAUCCGAAUAGCGGCCAAGCUGGUGCUGGUCGUUGAGAAGGACACCGUCUUCAAGCGACUGCUGGAGGAUGGCAUUUUGAGCACAUUUCCCGACACACUCGUGCUAAUAACGGCCAAAGGAUAUCCGGAUGUUUCAACGCGACUGCUGCUGAAAAAGAUUUCCGACUGGACGCACGUGCCCAUCUACGGACUGAUGGAUGCCGAUCCGCAUGGAAUUGAAAUCUUUUGCGUCUACAAAUUUGGCUCACUGGCAAUGGUGCACCAGCAACGAUCGUUGGCCGUGCCGACCAUGCGCUGGAUAGGACUGUUCCCGUCCGACAUUGAGCUGCUCGGGCUGCAGGGUGUUCCGCUGCGGGAAGGUGAGCUGAAGCGCAUCGAGCAGAUGACCAAGCGCCCGUACACCGAGGGACACAUACAGCGGGAGCUGCUGUUGCUCCGUCAGCUCGCGACCAAGGUGGAGAUUGAGAGUCUGUACAACAUUGCGUCUGAUUUCAUUACCACCGUCUAUCUGAAGGGUAAGCUGAAGGAAUUCAUUAGUUUGAGGCAAAAUGUGGAGGAGGAACAUUCUGUGCGGCGUUGAGGACACUAUCUGUCAUCAUGCGCAGAGUAUUUAGCAUAAAAUAGUAUAAGAAUAUCUCUUACUAAACAUCUUCGUAUCAUUUUUUAUGGUGAGUUGGUAUUAACUCCCAGUGGAUUGGCUCUAACGGAACAUCGUCCUAUAGGCAGUGCUGCAAAAUGUCACUGUCAAUGUCAUAAAAAAAUCUGACUGAAACAAAAUCCAAUGUCAGCGUCACGUACUCAAUUGUUAUAAUCAGAGAUGAUACUCAAAACGACUUUUUUACUGUGAUCAAAUCUGCAAAUGUCACUAACAUAGUCAUGACAAAUUCCGGCUGAAACGAAAUAAUGUCAGUGUCACGAGCGCUACUGUGAUGAUCCGAGGUGAGACUCCACAGUUCGUGAUUACAAGUCAAAGUGAUAGCACGUUAAACACAAACAACCCAGUGAAUAGCUCCAAGCAGAAGGCGAAACAGAAUGGCCGCGAAACAAAACGCUACUUUUCGGGUAGAUUUUUCGCAGAUACCGAAAAAGCCA
Molecule: messenger RNA, 2647 nt
Organism: Anopheles coluzzii
Lineage: Eukaryota; Metazoa; Arthropoda; Insecta; Diptera; Culicidae
Gene: mei-W68
Product: meiotic recombination protein SPO11
Exons: 5
Coding region: 393-2135 (580 amino acids)
Biological process (GO): meiotic DNA double-strand break processing; reciprocal meiotic recombination; meiotic DNA double-strand break formation
Cellular component (GO): nuclear chromosome
Molecular function (GO): DNA topoisomerase type II (double strand cut, ATP-hydrolyzing) activity; ATP binding; DNA binding
Source: RefSeq, a predicted model, not a curated record